AUGUCAGCCAUUACUGCUGAGAAGGCCCCUACGGGCUCUACUCUCGAGAAGAAGCCUGUCAAGUUCAGCAAUCUACUGCUUGGUGCAGGAUUGAACAUGUUCGAGGUCACCACUUUGGGACAGCCGCUGGAAGUGAUCAAGACGACCAUGGCUGCCAACCGGGGCGACAGCUUCGCCGGCGCUAUGGCUCGGAUAUGGGGUCGUGGCGGGAUCCUCGGUUAUUAUCAAGGUCUCAUUCCCUGGGCCUGGAUUGAGGCCUCCACCAAAGGUGCUGUCCUUCUGUUCGUCGCGUCCGAUGCGGAAUUCCGUGCGAAGCGGCUCGGUGCCUCUGACAUCCUGGCCGGUAUGGCCGGAGGUAUGGCGGGUGGUGUUGCACAGGCUUAUGCGACCAUGGGUUUCUGCACCUGCAUGAAGACCGUGGAGAUUACUAAACACAAGAUGGCUGCUGAGGGCGUCAAGCCCCAGAGCACAUUCGCGACCUUCAUGGAUAUCUAUCGUAAGGAGGGCAUUCGGGGAAUCAACCGUGGAGUCAACGCUGUGGCUAUUCGCCAGACUACGAACUGGGGUUCCCGCUUUGGUCUCUCGCGUCUGGCAGAAAGCGCUAUCCGGAAGGUGACCAACAAGGACGAGAGCCAGAAGCUCAGUGCCAUCGAGAAGGUCAUUGCCUCCGGCCUAGGUGGUGGUCUCUCCGCAUGGAACCAGCCUAUUGAGGUCAUUCGGGUGGAGAUGCAAAGCAAGACUGAGGAUCCCAACCGCCCUAAGAACCUCACUGUAGGCAAGACCUUCAAGUACAUCUACGAGACAAACGGCAUCAAGGGCCUCUACCGUGGUGUUGCUCCUCGUGUCGGCCUUGGAAUUUGGCAGACCGUCUGCAUGGUGGCUCUUGGUGACAUGGCCAAGGAAGCAGUCGAAAAACUGACAGGUGACAAAGUCACCGCUAAGCACUAG
Molecule: messenger RNA, 948 nt
Organism: Aspergillus clavatus NRRL 1
Lineage: Eukaryota; Fungi; Ascomycota; Eurotiomycetes; Eurotiales; Aspergillaceae
Product: putative mitochondrial DNA replication protein (Yhm2)
Exons: 6
Coding region: 1-948 (315 amino acids)
Biological process (GO): mitochondrial citrate transmembrane transport; alpha-ketoglutarate transport
Cellular component (GO): mitochondrion
Molecular function (GO): tricarboxylate secondary active transmembrane transporter activity
Source: RefSeq, a predicted model, not a curated record